Molecule: messenger RNA, 363 nt
Organism: Halteromyces radiatus
Lineage: Eukaryota; Fungi; Mucoromycota; Mucoromycetes; Mucorales; Cunninghamellaceae
Product: GRIM-19
Exons: 2
Source: RefSeq, a predicted model, not a curated record
CAAGACCUUCCCCCCAGUGGAGGCUAUGCUGAAGUCAAAUACCGUCGUUAUUUACCUAAGCGUGGUCCUUCUGGUGCUGUUAUCUUUGCCGGUAUCACUGCCAUCUGUACCUAUGGUUUUUACAAGGUAGCUCAAGGCAAUCUUGAAAAAAAGGAACUUGCUCGUGAAAAUCUUUGGUCUCGCAUUCAUCUAGUACCAUUGUUGACAGCCGAAGCCGAUCGUGAUCUUUAUCGUCGUACGGAAGCUGCCAAGGCUCGUGAAUCCGAUAUUAUGAAGAAUGUGGAAGGUUGGAAGGUUGGUGAAUCCGUUUACAACAAUCCCAAAUAUUACAAUGCUCCUUCUUAUGUCAUUGUACCUGAACAA